AUGAAAAAUAGAGUUAAAAAUCUUUGUAUCAACAUUGCUGAAAAAUAUAUAGAGAAUUCUUCUCACACUGAGUUAUCAGUAGAUAAUGUAGACGAUGAAGACUUUUUGAUAUUUUCUUCUCAGGAACAAUGUUUUGAUUCUAGGGCUAAUUUAGAAGUAGUUCAGUUUUUUAAUAAUAAAAAUAAGGCAUUAACAUGUUUAGACAGUUACCCUAUUAUAAAAAAAUUAUUCAUCAGAUACAAUACAAGUUUACUAUCAUCAGCUCCAGUUGAAAGAUUGUUUUCAUUUGCUGGAUUUAUUCAUGCUCCAAAUAGAAGUAAUUUAUCGAACACUAAUUUCGAAAAACUUGUAUUUCUUAAAGGAAAUGAUAUUUAUAGGUAA
Messenger RNA from Macrosiphum euphorbiae (potato aphid), 381 nucleotides. NCBI's taxonomy places the organism in Eukaryota, Metazoa, Arthropoda, Insecta, Hemiptera, Aphididae. The record is from the annotation of a GenBank genome assembly.